Hemicordylus capensis (graceful crag lizard) is the source of this 7222-nucleotide messenger RNA. It is a transcript of the gene RNF144A, whose product is annotated as ring finger protein 144A. Gene Ontology annotation, biological process: positive regulation of proteasomal ubiquitin-dependent protein catabolic process; protein polyubiquitination; ubiquitin-dependent protein catabolic process. The transcript has 8 exons. NCBI's taxonomy places the organism in Eukaryota, Metazoa, Chordata, Lepidosauria, Squamata, Cordylidae. Gene Ontology annotation, molecular function: ubiquitin protein ligase activity; ubiquitin conjugating enzyme binding; zinc ion binding. The record is from RefSeq and is a predicted model, not a curated record. Gene Ontology annotation, cellular component: Golgi apparatus; cytoplasm; ubiquitin ligase complex. Bases 281 to 1318 code for a protein of 345 amino acids.
GCUUCAAAGCAAAGCCGCUACGGCUGCAAAACCACUGAAGCUUAAUGGCGUCCUUGUGCUCGGAUUAGCUAUUCCCUUUCCCUCCUCCUUCCUUCCACCCCACCUUCCUGAGGGGAGGGGAGGGAAGCGAAGAAGACAGAGCAGUAACAGGGAAAGCACCGCCAGGCGCCCAGAUCGACUUCGGCUUUGCCGGGAAAGCAGGCGGUGGAGAUUCCACAAUGCGCAAGGCGCCGGCUAAGGCUGCCCGGUAAGCUAGGAAGCCGACGGCACUUCGUGCUCCAUGCAAGCGACGGUGGCUGCAGCAGCGGCAGGAGCGGUACAGCGCAGGAGACGCCUGCUUGGUAGAGGAGGCGGCAGCAGCAGACGCCGCAACAACGGAGACGCGGCUCCUUCCUCUUCCCAGCAGCAGCAGCAUCAGCAGGAGGAGGCUUAUCUUGAAAUGACUACAGCAAGAUACAGACCUACGUGGGACUUGGUGCUUGAUCCUCUUGUGUCCUGUAAGCUCUGCCUAGGGGAAUAUCCAGUGGAGCAGAUGACAACAAUCGCACAAUGCCAAUGCAUCUUCUGUACUCUGUGCCUGAAACAGUAUGUGGAGCUUCUGAUCAAGGAAGGCCUAGAAACAGCAAUUAGCUGCCCGGAUGCUUCCUGCCCAAAGCGAGGUCAUCUACAAGAGAAUGAAAUUGAGUGUAUGGUUGCAUCGGAAAUUAUGCAGAGGUAUAAGAAGCUACAGUUUGAGAGAGAAGUGCUUUUAGAUCCUUGUCGGACUUGGUGCCCAUCUUCUUCCUGCCAAGCAGUUUGCCAGCUUCAAGAAUCAGGGCCUCAGAAUCCCCAGCUGGUACAAUGUACCGCUUGUGACAUAGAAUUCUGCUCUGCGUGCAAAUCUAAUUGGCAUCCAGGACAAGGUUGCCAAGAGAAUCUGCCAGUCAGCUUCCUUCCAGGGGAGACAAGCUCUGUUUUUAAAAUGGAAGAAGAUGAUGCUCCAAUCAAACGGUGCCCCAAAUGCAAAGUUUAUAUUGAACGGGAUGAAGGAUGUGCCCAAAUGAUGUGUAAGAACUGUAAACACGCCUUUUGCUGGUACUGUUUGGAAUCACUUGAUGAUGAUUUCCUCCUUAUACAUUAUGACAAAGGACCUUGCCGAAACAAGCUAGGUCAUUCCAGGGCAUCAGUCAUUUGGCACAGAACACAGGUCGUGGGGAUCUUUGCAGGAUUUGGUCUGUUGUUGUUAGUGGCUUCUCCUUUUCUUUUACUCGCUACCCCGUUUGUUCUUUGCUGCAAGUGCAAGUGUAAUAAAGGAGAUGAUGACCCUCUACCUACUUAAGACAGACCGAAGAGAGGACUAGCUCAUCACAGUACAUUUCCGCCCCUUUAUUGCACUUAACAUGGUUUUAGCCUUACUCACCCCUGACUUCAGGCAAGACCUACGGUGCCAUGAUUUGAGGAACUACAUUACUGCAGCUUUUUAGCCACAAGUAGGAUGAUGGAGAACAUUAUGGUCUACUGAGGAGCUGGUGGAAAACAAGCUGAACAUCAGAGAAAUAUGUGUAGGUAACAAGUCACUUUGUUCACCUGGAGGUUAGGUUGGCCAGCCUGGAACUGAAUCAGAAUGAAACUUUUCACAUAUCUAUUUGCAUCAAACUGAGGUGUUUUACCACCUAACAUAUGUAUUUGAAGAACUUGCCAUUUUAAAUUGGACCAUUUGUGACUAGAAAUAUCUGUUUAUUAAAGCUAGGCAUGGUAAUAAUAGACAUGGGAAAAUUUAUUUAAGCAUUUCCUUCUUAUCCCACACAGAAAAUAAUCAUGGCCAUCCAGUAGGACAUCCCAUGACUUUGACUUUUCAAAAACAACAGAUGCAAUUGCUAGCUACUAACAUUUUGGGGAAAAUUUGUCCACAAUUUGUGUUGACAUACAUUUGAUUUUUAAAUAUCCCCCCCUACUCACCCAAAGUGUUGAGGUUGAGAUAUCACACAGACCUGCUACCUAAUCAAAGCUCUUUUAAAAAAAAGGUAAUUACUCUUAGCAAGCUUAUCUCCCCCACCCCCACCCCACACACACACUUUUUUUUUUAAUUUGCUACCUGCAACAUAAGUAGGGCUACCUCUAAUCCAGGUAUCUUUUUUUGUACAUAUUGAGAUAAUUCUGUUGAAAUCAAAUGUGCAAAUAGAUGUUCUUUUGAAUAAUGUAAAAGUUAAAAGCAUGCCACAUCUGUCUUGAUGGCAGGUACUAAGAUGAAAAUAAUGAAGGGCAUGAUCCUUUCCCUCAUUGUCUCAGCUCUGCACAUAAGGAGAGGCAAACCCAACAUCAGGGUUUGAUGACGCCCUCUUCUUUACUUCCCCUUCCCCAGCCACAUCUUGGUGCACACACUAGCCCCCCUCUUCAAAUAUGAUUUUUUAAAAGGGCGCACAGCACCCGGAGAGCACACCAGCAAACCUCACCUCAGCGCUGACAAAGCAGCACUCAGAUCUCACCCUGUGCUCACACUUACAGCUCUUCUCUGCAGAUCAGAAGCCCCAGUCUUCCAAUCACAGAAAUAAUAUUUUCAUGCUUACAGUGAUUGUCUCCGUGGACAAGUGCCAUAAUCAUGUUAAGUGCUGAGGGGAGCCGUCUGAGAGCAUCGGCACUAAGGUGGGGUUUUCCAGCAUGCUCUCAGUAUGAUGUACAGUAUUGUUAUCCCCACUAUUUUUUAAAAUAAUGUCUGAAGCGGGACCUAGUCCACUAUACCAGAUGAGCAACUCUCCCAUUGCUUCCCCAGGGCAUUAUUUGAGCCCUCGGGCAAAAAUCAUUUUGGAGGAAAGGCCUGGGCAGUCAAGGGAGGAGUAUCUGGGGGUAGUUUUUCCUCUAAAAGAAAAUCCCAGAUGAUGUUGACUACAACUCCCAGCAUCCUCAGCCAAAGCCCACUGCAGCUAGAGAUUCUGGGAGCAGUGGUCAACAACCUCUGGGAUUCCCUCUUACAGGGUGUUCCCUGUCUGGAAGGUGGUCAAGGGCCUGUUUUCUUCAAUACAGUGGUCCCUCUACGUACGAAAUUAAUCCGUUCCAAAUGCACAUUUGUAAGUCGAAAAAUUUGUAAGUCGAAAAGCGGUUUCCCAUAGGAAUGCAUUGGGAACGGAUUAAUGCGUUCCGGAGCCUAGAAAAAAGACCCAGACCCCCAGUAAGGCUUGCAAACUGCACAGGAACAUUUCUUUUCAAGAAUAAACAGGCAGUAAACAGGCAGGCAAGUCAAGGAAACCGCAUGUAAAAUUCGUAAGUCGAGGAAACCCCAUCUAAAAAUUUGUAAGUCGAAAAAACCGCAUCUAAAACCGGAUCUAAAACUGCCGUUUGUAACUCGAAAAAUACUUAUGUCGAGUAGUUUGUAAGUCGAGGGACCACUGUAUGUGACAUGCACCAAAGACCAACUAGGGAAAGGGAACAAGGGCUCCUUUGAGUCUUACAUCCAUCUGUCUAUCCCAGUGCUCUGAGCUGGGCUCACAUGAGGAAGGAUUGUGCCCAAAGUAACUUUUUUUAUAUACAGCUGUCAACACCUCCAUCCUAAAACACAUGGACAUUUGUAAACUUGAGAGAGGUUAUUUUUUGUUUGUUUGCAACAUUUUUUUUUUAAAAAAUGCCUGCAGUGGUAAUAGGUAAAGUCUGUUCGAUGGUUUAGUCAGUUUUUCAAACAAUUAUAUCUCAUGCUGUAUGAUACUGUGAUGAAGUGGGUAUUUUUCCUCCUUGAUGAAAUCUCUUUUUUCUAUUUUAAAUUUCUGCCCUUUUGCUGCUUUGUUAUGGAACUAUCUGUUGUGUAAUUUAAAGUGCUGUAGAGGGAGUAAACUUUUACUCCAGAGGGAGUAAAAUGUGGGCAUCAGUGUGCUGUUAAAACCUGAGACUGCUGUUUUGCGCUAUCUUGGGGUAUCACUGUAAACACCUCUCUAAUAUAUGCAGGUUUUCAAGCCAGGAAAAAGUUUUAGAUGAAAAUGUAACCUAACAAAUGAAACCUGAAGCAUAUGGGAUAAUGGGGACGUCUUUAGGUGCAUGUGUAAUGACAAUGAAAUGGGAGCUACUUUUAAGGCACAAGUGCGCAGCAGUUUGGAUAGAGAUAUAUGCAUCUAAUGCACAACUGAUCCACAUGCCAGAGACUUGAUCCAUUGACUACAGCCCACCUGCAGGGGGAAAGGAGCUUGCUUUGCCCAUUUCUGAGCCUCUAGUUUUAUGCUAAUAUGCCCAGUCUGUGGCAUAAAAACUGUGAUGCAAAUCCACCACAGGCACUAUUAGCUAUUGUGUUGGUGGCCAUGGGAAGGCAAGCAUAGUAUGUCUGCUCACAGUUGGAUGGGCUGCCACAUUAUAUGAUAUGCAUUUAAGCCUCUGCUCUGAUCCCAGCUAUUCUGUUCGAUGCACCAGUACUAACAAACUCACUUGGCCCAACUCUCCUCUUUCUCAUCCUUUCAAUGAAGGUUUUCAAACUGUGGCACUCCAGCGCUUAUAGGGACAUAGUGUGUGGCCUGGAAGCUGCCAUAUACCGAGUCAGAUCAUUGGUCCAUCUAGCUCAGUAUUGUCUGUACAGACUGGCAAUGGCUUCUCCAAGGUUGCAGUGUUAGCCUACAACUCCCAUCAUCCCCAGCCACAGUGUCCAGUAGCCAGGGAUGAUGGGAGUUGUAGGCCAAUAAUAGUUGGAACGCUGCAGGUUGAUGCCCUUGCUUUAAAUGAAGAACAGGUGAGUCAGUGAGCAGGAGGAAAGAGACAUGCCAAUGUAGGCACUCACUUUUGUCUUGUCUUUCAUGUUUCACCAAUUUGCCCACUGCAAUUUGUGUGUGUACAGAACCAUCAGAGGUUUUCUGUCAAGCUGAUACCAUUAUUAGAUUACAACACACAUCUGAACUCUAGAUUGCAGUCUCAGUCCUGUCUCUGGAAACAGUGUUCAUAUCAUAUCACAUCAGACACCUCAAAAUGUUGACUGAUACACUUUAAUUAUAGAACGGUUCUAAAUGCUGUACCACAUUCUGAAACCAGUUCGGCAUCCUGCAUAUCGGACAUCUGCUCCGUGUAUUAAGUUUGGUGCCUUGCCUUGCAAUCAGUAAAUAACCAUUCAUUGGCAGUGAAUGGAUAUGUUACAUAAUCUGACAAUGGUCAUAUUACCCUGAAAUCAAAGAACAGUAUAACAGGAACUAAUUUACAUUUCAAAUUUGAAGGCUUUGUAUGGGACCACCAAAUGCUUUAGAGUUUUUGUUGCAAUCAGGGGCGUAACUACCAUUAGGCAAGGGGAGGCAGUCGUCUUGGGGCCCCACUACCUCGAGGGGCCCCCCAGAGGCACAUCACAUGACUCCCCACCCGCCCAUGUUGCACCCCCUAUGAAUUAUAUUGAGUCUCUUGGAGAUCGGCAGGAGCAGAGAGUAAAAAAACUAGAUUCAAUGUGAACUAGAUUUUCACCAUAUUCAUAAUGGGGAUGUGAGUAUGAGUGCACUAUAUAUUGUGAAGUGUGUUUGUGUGUGUAUAUCAGUGAGGGGCCCAUUUUAAAACCUUCUCUCUGGGCCCCCUCCAACCUUGCUACGCCCCUGGUUGCAAUUCUAAUAGUUUCAAGUAAAAACUUAGGUUUUGACACCUAUCACUUGUAUUUUAUUUCUGUACGUUGCUUACUUUGGGUACAUCGCCUUAAAUCUUUUCAAGGAGGUUAUAUAAUUCUGUUGGACAAGACUGAUGUAAUCUCAUAUCAAGUCCUGGGAGAUCUCCCAUCCCCCCUCAGUUGAUCCUGAUUUGGUUGUGCUUUCACUGAAAUGGAUAGCAAAAAGGUCCAUUUGUGAGUGGCAAAUUAAGCCUUGACCUGGUGGGUUUGGGCAGAUCAUUUGGUCUGUGGCUUAUUUUGCCCACCUCUGCACAAAUCCUACUUAGCAGACAUUUCAGGCUAAUCAUUUCAAGCUUCUCUGGGAAGCACUUAAGGUAAACUUUCAGUGGCUUUUGAUUGUAGUUACAAAGCUGUCAUUUUCCUAGUGCUAGGUACCAUGUAACUUAAACUGUAAAAAUUGGCAGGAAAUAUUUGGUCCAGUUAUUUCUAUACAAUGAAAUGCCUAGGAUAAUUAGCACAAAUCUACCUGAAAGGAGAGCAACAGAAAUCUUUUAUGUGGACCCCCACCCCCACAAAGAAAGAGAAAAUAAUUACACUUACAUACAAUUUUAAAGAUUUGGCAAACAGAGUAGGUUAUUUUUUAGGGAAGAUUGUGAAAUUCUCCUCAUCCAAAUUUUAACCUGGAUUUGAGGAUCUGCCACCUGAUCUUAUUUCCAGGGGCUCACCAAUGUGUUCGUGAUCUGCUGUCCUUCCAUUUUUUAUUUCUGCACUUUGCAACAAAAUGUGCAUGUGUUCAACCAUCUCUGAAAGUACUCAGUCCCUGUCUUCUUUUGUUCUUCUUACUGGUUACCAAUUUGCCACCAUGCUUAUGUGUGUUUUGAUUUUUUUUUUUUUUAAGGACAAACAGUGAUGUGAUGGUGUGGUCUGUGGGCACAUGAGCUCCUGUACAUUGCUAACCUGUAAAAGGUGGGGUGGGGAGGGGAGUGGGAAGGAGGAAGAUUCUCCAACUGCAGUAAAUUGUGCAUGCUCCCAUUCCAAAAUUAUUUUUAGAAAUGCUUUAAGUUAAACAAGAAGAAAGACUGCAUAAUGCAGAGGCAGAGCCAACUCAUGCAACAUAGUGGAACAGGUUCUUCCCUACCCUUGACGUCUGUCAAAGCUUAUUUUUGACAUAGAUACUGGUCGGUCUCAAUAGAAAGCCUUCUCCAUUAGGUACCACAUAAUUUUACAAAGAGGUUUCUUCAAGGGAGCCUGCUGAAGGAGGACAGUAAUGCAGAUUGAUGAAGCUUAAAGACAUCACAGAGGCCUGCAAUCAUGCCCACUUGCUAAUUCUCACUCUUCCAUAAAGUAAAAACCUGUCAUUUGUGUCUAAAGCCCUGUUACGUGCACAUCUCUCUUAAGAGGGCUCCAGGAGCUUUAGGUGCAGGUAUGUGUAGAACUGAACAAUCAUUGCUCAUCUUACCAUGGAUGUAUUUUUAACCUUGUAUAGAGAAGCAUGGAGGAGUCAUGCAUAUGUAUAAAGGAUGUAUUUGACGAGUGUAAAAAAAAAAUCUGUUUCUGUAUUUGAAAUGUAGCUACAUUUUGUGCCACUAACACUGUGAUGUAUAAAAGAGCUGUUGAAUGCCUUUGAAUGUUGUUUUGUACUUUGAAUCAUAUUGAAGAGUUUUAUUUGUAAUUUCAAUAGAUAUUUUAAAUGAA